This is a messenger RNA of Salvia hispanica, 789 nucleotides long. The record is from RefSeq and is a predicted model, not a curated record. Lineage: Eukaryota; Viridiplantae; Streptophyta; Magnoliopsida; Lamiales; Lamiaceae.
CUUGGCAAUUUCUGCCGAUCUCAUCAACCUAUCGCGAUUGUCUCCUUUGUCUCCUUUUCGAAGUUAUUUUGCUUGUCUUUGUUCAGUAAUGGCAGUUAAAGUUACACCUCUGUGCAAAGAAGAAUUAAGGCCUUUUGUUGGAAAAAGUUUCAAGUCACUUGAUGCUGCUAUCUCCUUCUAUGAAGAUUAUGCUAAAGAGGUUGGAUUUGAUCCUCGAAAAUCUGGUAGAAAAACAACAGGCGGCAUAGGACUUGGACUGUUACGAACAAUGCUGAGGAUGAUUUGUACGAGUGUCAAUGCAAGCUGUAUCAGAGAGGUGGCUGAAGAAACCUCUUUUAAUAUCUGUGCAUGGUUCUUCUACCUCAACUUUUCAGGAUCAGACAGAUUUCUUUUACGAUGACAAGCAUAAUGCCAUCAACAAACUGCACACAACAUAUUACAGAUUAGUACAGAGAGUUGAGGGCAGCAUUGCUGAUAUUAAUGCAGUUUAGCUGCGAUUUAGGAUGUUGAAAAUCAGCUUUUUGGUGAUAGUUCUUGUGUGAUGUACGUGUUGGAGAAAAAGAAAAGGUUUGAGGAAUUGUAUGGUGUUGUGAGGCCUGAUGUUAUACAUGCUCAUCCGCCAAAUGUGGUGAAGUGUAAAGGAUCUGGAUCCAGGUUGUCUUCUAAGAUGGAGGCGGCGAAGAAGGCAGCAGCUAAACCUCCUAGACGAUGUGGGAAAUGCCAUAAAAUAGUUAAUCAUGAUUCAAGGAACUGCGGCAAAGAGAAGAGUUAAAAAUAGAAAUAAAUUAG